Messenger RNA from Poeciliopsis prolifica (blackstripe livebearer), 3006 nucleotides. RefSeq names its product WAS/WASL interacting protein family member 3 (gene wipf3). The record is from RefSeq and is a predicted model, not a curated record. Gene Ontology annotation, molecular function: actin binding. NCBI's taxonomy places the organism in Eukaryota, Metazoa, Chordata, Actinopteri, Cyprinodontiformes, Poeciliidae. The transcript has 8 exons. The coding region runs from base 246 to 1685 and encodes 479 amino acids.
GGAAAAUAAACCGCAACCGUUGCUGCUGCUGAGCUGGACCAGCGCUCCACAAGCUGGGCGCGUUCACAGGGGCCGUGGAUGUGAGAGGAAAAAGAAAAGUUUCUUUAAGCGCGUCUGCCAGAGGAAGUGAGUUUGCAGUCCCGUUAUAAAGAGCGCACCAUGAGGACUCGACUGUGCUGAUCUCUGAGGCACCAAAGCUGUUUCUGCAGAAAGGUUAUUUUUUACAAGGUAUCUGAGUCUUCGCUAUGCCGCCCCCGGCUCCCCCGCCACCGCCGCCUCCACCCGGCCCCCCGCCGCCUCCACCCGGCCCCCUGCCGCCGCCUCCUCCCUCCGCCGCCCUGCCGCAGUGCCCUUUGGAGCUCCAGUCUGGCGGAGGAGGUGGAAGAAACGCUCUGUUGGCCGACAUCCAGAAAGGCGCCAAACUCAGGAAAGUCACGCAGGUCAACGACCGGAGUGCUCCUUCAGUUGAUAAGUCCAAGACAAAUACAGGAGAUGUUGGCUCUUCUCAGAACCAAUCAGCUGGGAUUGGUCCCACAGGACCUUCUCUAGGUGGAUUGUUUGCUGCAGGGUUUCCCACUCUCAGACCUAUUGGUCACAGAGACUUACCAAGCAAGACCCAAGUGUCUCGGUCGAGCUCCUCAGCCUCCUUGAGGCCGCAGUGGAACCCUCCUACCUCGGCGGACUCGAGCAGCCUUCCAGAGUCUCCCAAGACGGCAGAGAUCCAAAACUCCUUCCAACGUGUUCUCACUUCCUCCGCCUCUGCUCCACCCUCCCCCUCUCACGGCAGCAAGCUCCCUCCACCUUUCCCGGCGUCCUCACCACCCACGCCUCCGCCCGCCCCUCCCUCUGUGCCUCCACCUCCUCCGCCGCCUCAGGCUGAACGACCAGCCAACAAGCCGCCUUCCCUUCCCUCCUGCCCGCCUCCUCCCCCUCCAUCCCACGUCACCAGGCCAACAUGGCUACCUGUUCAACAUUCUCACCCUACAUCCUUUCCCCAGCCAUCGACUCCUCCUCCUCCACCUCCCCCUCUCACACACCCGCCUCCUUCAUCCAUCCCAGACCGCUCGUCAGGUUACUUCUUCUACUCUCCGCCUCCCAUGUCUGAACCGUCCAGGUUCCCCAUUCUGCGUGAUAGCCCCCUGGGACCUCCUCCACCUCCUCCUCCCCCACCUUUACCAAUGCCCUUCACCCCAAGCUGCCCAACCACCCUUCCACCACCACCACCCAAAGUGGCCCCGGUGCCCUCGCCAGCCAUGCGCUCGCUGCCACCGUCAUACCCUUGCAACGUUCCCACUCGGCGCCCGCCGGCUGUGCCCAGAAGUUUAGGUGUGGGUCGGCUGCUGGCUCCUCCACCGGCUCCUCCGGCACGUUCCCCCACCACAGAGUUGUCCAACCGCAUUCUUCCCCCUCCGCCUCCUCCUCCACCUCCAUUCAGCCUUAGGAAUGGACACCUCCACAGUCCGGCAGACGACUUUGAAUCCAAGUUCCAGUUCCACUCUGUAGAAGACUUCCCGCCGCCCGAGGAAUUCAAGCCUUUCCCUCGCGUUUACCCAAGCAAAGAAAACAGAGGUAGUCUCUCUGGACACAUGCAGGACCGGGCCCCUUUUCCACAUUUUGUCAUUGCACAACCACAAACUCUAAAGCUAUUUCAGGGGGAUUUGAUAGGGCACACAUACGUCAAGUAGUGCAUCAUCGUGGAGUUGAAUGAGAAUGUAGCACAGCCACAUAUAAUUGUAGCCUCUGUGUAGUUCUCAGAAGUGAACAUUUGCAAACAAACGGCAUCGUGAAACUCAAAGGACAAACCAGACAUUGUGGAGAAGUUUAGCGCAGAGUUAGCUUAUAAAACCCUACCCAGGCUUUAAAGCAUCUGGUAAAACACUGGAGAGAAAGUGUGAAAAGGUUCUACUUUUUCAAGACACUAAAUUAUGUUCACACUAUCUCCCAGCUCUGUGGUCUCGUUUGUUGCUUUGUCUUUCAGUGAACCCAAAGGCACCUGGGAUCAGGACACACCUCAGAUGAGUCACUGAGCCUCCGACUCCUUUCUCACUGCUCCUCGGUCGGCCGUUUGACGGCUCCAGACACUCACAAAACGGACACAGAGACUCACUUAUUCCUGUUGCGUUUGCGUAUUCUGCGUCAGCGUCAAACAGGGUCCAGCCUUAUUCUGACUGUGCGACCUCUGACCUUUUUCAGCUCGGAAUGUUUUCAAUGCGUGUGAGGAGGAGGGCUCGACAGACUAGAUACAGUCUCUACACACCAAGUCGUGGGACACAGUCUUCCAUCACUUUCUUUUUUAUUUUUUUUUUACAUUUUUAUCGAUUUACACACUAAUGGAAGGACUGAAAAGUUUGAUUUUUGUCAUCCUGUUACCUCAACUAUAUAUUGUUUACUACAUUAAUAGUCGCAGCUUUUCAAAGACAUACAAACUUGUUUUUGUCCAAGAGUUAUGCCGCAUUUAAAUCAAACUUUAAGUAGAAUUUUGUAAAUUUCAUUUUCUUGUCAUUUCUAAAUGGUCAAGAGAGACACACACACAUGCACAUUUUAGUGGAUGUGCUGAAUUUUGGAGUAAGAAACAAGGUUCUAUGUACAUCUUUUAUGAUUAUUCAGUCUUACCUGUUUGCUUGGAAGUUUUUGCAUCCAGCAUAGUGGUGCUCCUUUGUGUUAAUGUGACUUUCAUUUUUAGAGAAACGACUGAGCCUGACAUGCAAGGAUGGACUAAAAGGAUGUUUGGGAUUAAGAGUGUAUGAGCAGAUAAUACAUGAGUUCAGCUGUUUUCCUCGUUCCGGUAGCAGCUAGCACAAAGUUUAAAAGCUGGGAGGACAGUGCCAUCUGCUGGUCAAAUGUGAAAGUAUCAGCAAAUGAACCAAACUUUGUUGCAAACGAUUUUCUUGAUGUGUGUCUACUCCAUUUCUGAGUAUGUCUACAGUGGAAGACUGACCACAAGCACUGAACAAAAGUAUUUGGAAAUAAAACAAACUGUGCAGUAUUGGAUGCACCAUCUACAAA